AUGUCUCCUACCGCAAUAGAACAUCCCUCAACUGAGGUUGAGUCACAUUCGACGUCUGAAAAGCUCUAUCGCAAUGAAUUGAAGAGUAAACCAGCGGUUGAGAUGCCCAAAGUUGCAGAACUAGGAGUCCCUUCUUUCGAUGAUCCACUUAAAGCUCGAGAAUAUAUGAGGGGCCGCCUUGCUCUAGCGUUCCGUGUUUUUGCAAAGUUUGGCUUUGAUGACGGCGAUCCAGUCGAGCCGACGAGCUUUUGGGUCAAUCCCUUUGGAGUGUCAUGGCCUAGAAUGACUGCGAAUGACCUCAUUCUGGUAAACAAAGACGGAAAGGUAGUAGAUGGAGGUCCCGUUCGUCUCCUCAACGCCGCAGCAUAUGCGAUUCAUCAUGAAAUCCACGUUGCAAGGCCAGAGAUUAAUUGUGUCGCGCACUCGCACUCUAUCUACGGCAAGGCCUUCAGUGCGCUUGGUCGCAACCUAGAUAUCAUCACACAGGAUUCCUGCGCCUUCUAUAACGAUAUCGUCUUAUACACCUCCAAUGGAAUCGUCCUGGACUCAGAAGAAGGUCGUGCCAUUGCUCAAGCAUUAGGAAACAAGAAAGCCGCAAUCCUCCAAAAUCAUGGGCUGAUUACGUGCGGCAAGACUGUUGAAAGCAGCAUUUUCUGGUACUUGUCGUUGGAAAAAUGUUGUCAGGCUCAAUUGCUGGCUGAUGCAGCUGCAGCGGGCCGAGGUGGCCACACAGUCAAAAUAACGGAACAGGAUGCUGCGUAUACCUAUAAGACCGUGGGGUCGGAGAUUGCCGGAUGGUUCAGUGCCAAACCUGUUUUCGAUUUGAUGGAAUUCGAGUCUCACGCAGGUGUUACCGGUUGA
Rhinocladiella mackenziei CBS 650.93 is the source of this 861-nucleotide messenger RNA. RefSeq lists its product as uncharacterized. Lineage: Eukaryota; Fungi; Ascomycota; Eurotiomycetes; Chaetothyriales; Herpotrichiellaceae. Gene Ontology annotation, molecular function: actin filament binding. Bases 1 to 861 code for a protein of 286 amino acids. The transcript is spliced from 3 exons. The record is from RefSeq and is a predicted model, not a curated record. Gene Ontology annotation, cellular component: cytoskeleton.